AGAGGGCGGAUGUCAGUCCACGUUCGAGCGGCCACCGGUAUGGGCGCGUGAGCGGAUCCGCGAGCGAUCGGGCCGCGUUUUUCCACCACUCAUCGCGGCUUUGCGAACGGAAACUUGAUAAACCGCGACGUGCGAUCGUAGGUGGGACAGAAAGCGAGGAAGUGCGUGCGUAUACGCGUGAAACCACGCGUAGAAUUGGCCCGGUGAGAUGGUCAAUGGUGCAUGCGUCUCGUCGGAGACUCGGAUGAUUGCUCGAAAGGACUUCCGAGCCGAUCGAUACAUAUUGUCGUUGUGUAAUUCGUAAAACAAUCUUCUGAUGCACGUAUGUCGAGAGGAAACCGGAUUUCGACACUUGAUGUGUAGAAAACAUGUCCCACGAUAAGGAAUUGCAUGCCGAUAAGUAAGGAACGACAAAUAGUGGUAUUCGUUACGAUUCUAAAGUUUAUUCUGGUAUUCUAAAAGAUAUAACCCAGAUAUCUCGAUCGUUUCGACCCUCGAUAGAGAACAAUAAACAACAAAUGUGUGAUAUAACAGUCGACACGUGUGGUAUGUCUUUAUCAUAAAACCAUCAUAAAAAUAAUCGCGAGGAACUGUGCCAUUUGCGUUACACUCUCAUGCCAGAGUAUGAAAUAUGGUAAAGGAGUCACGACGACUAGACAGACCGAAGCAACGGUGAAAUAGUGAUUGAUAAAGUGUGUGCGCGCGCGCGCGCCUCAGCUUGAAAUUAUGGUCAAAAGCAACACCGUCAAGAACGGCGGAUGUCCUUGGACUGUUAAUCCUGCCGGGCAACACAGACAUCUUCUUCAGGUAGCGGCCUUCUACCUGGCGGUAUUGGCGGUCUUGUGGUGCAUUCCCGUAUGCAUCUAUCAUCGGAUCUCCGAGACCGGCCAGGCGGUGGUGUUGACUCUGGUGGACACCGCAGCGGCUGGAUUACAGAAUUUGGCUGAGCCAAAGAUCGAUCGCGAGUUCCCUUCGCGAUCGUCCAUCAAGAAUUCCUCGUUGCUAGGCGGCAAUCAGGCCAGGCCGUCCGAGCACUUGAAGGAGACCGUGCCGACGACGCAGAUCCCGCCGCCGCCGAUCGUCGACGAGGCGACGGAGCGACCGAACGACACCGAUGUCCUCGGGGACGACGAAGAGCUGCUUCUGCUGAAGAAGAUUACUGCCGAGGAGCCGCCGGAGGUUGUAGUGGUCGUCAGAGCGGAGCAGAAAAUCAACACGGACGAAUUGGUGCUCAGAGUCGAGGAAGAGGGGGCUGGUCAGGCUCAAGUGUCCGAGGAAUUGUCGGCAAAGAUCGAUGACGCGUUCACCACGGCACCAGAAUUGAACGAUACGGCGGCUAGAGAACAAUUAGUUGGCAAUAGCAGGGACGAGACGGCAGCGGUGAUCCUGAAUGGACUCGUCGCUUCAGGCCCUACCGAGCCGCACGAGGACAUACCGUCCUUCAGCGAAUGGGCGCAGAAGCGUUUGGAGGAGGCUGAAAAGAAAAAAACUCAUCCGAACGCUUCCGUGCAAACCCCUGGUGGCCCAGGACGAGGCGUAAGCGGCAUGAAAAUUCGUAACAAAAAUUACGCUUCUCCGGACUGUGGCGCCAAGAUUGUGGCAGCUAACCCCGAGGCGAAUAGCGCCAAGAACGUCUUGGUGUCCACGCGGGACGAAUAUAUGCUGAACGCCUGCACGUCGCGCAUCUGGUUUGUCGUCGAGCUGUGUGAAGCGAUACAAGCCAAGAAGAUCGAGCUGGCGAACUUCGAGCUCUUCAGCUCGUCACCGAAAGACUUUUCCGUCUAUGUGAGCGAUCGCUUUCCCACCAAGGAUUGGAGCCCAGUUGGCCAGUUCACCGCCAAGGACGUGAAAGACGUUCAGAGCUUUGCUCUACAUCCUCAUUUCUUCGGCAAAUUUAUCAAGGUCGAGCUCCAAUCGCACUAUGGUUCGGAACACUUUUGUCCUGUCUCGUUGUUUCGCGCUUAUGGCACCAGCGAGUUCGAAGUGCUGGAAACCGAGACGGAAAAUGAGACCUUAGAAGAGAAGAAUACGGACGAAGACGACGAUGAGGAUAGCGACGAGGAGGAGCUGUUAGAUAGCGAGGGCGGUGAUUCACCGAGUAAUCUCUUUGGUAGUGCACGCGAUGCCGUGCUAAGCGUAGUGAAGAAAGCUGCGGAGAUUCUGGUCAAGUCCAGCGGUCUCACCGGGAACAACAUCACGCAGAUCCAGCAAAGCAUCGAUCACGGUAACAUAUUGGACAAUUCGUACACGAGCUGCACGACACCAAGGUACACGAUCCUCUGCGGCAACUGCACCGACCAGAAAUUUGCCAGUGUUUUCCAGUUGGUCAGCUGUAAGAACCGACAGUUGGACGAUUUGCUUAGGAUUGACCUGGUGAACAGAACUUUGAGACGAGGAAGGCUGUGCGGUCUUCAUGGCGUGGAGAUCGAGUCGUUUUGGUGGGCAAGAGAGGAGGACAAACCGAAGCACGAUGACAUGACGCACUUCAAUUUGGCAGAGGAUCUUCAGGCGACUUUUUUAACGUCCUUCUUCAAACCCGAAUAUAUCGUAGCGUUGUGCAAUGUUCUGGCAACGAAGGAACGCAAGGUGGUAAUGAACACGAGCUACGAAAUUCCCGUAAAUAAAUCUAAGGAUACUGCCAGUGAAGAUAUUCUAUCCACUAAAGAUCACAACGUCGAGAUCACUUUUCAUCGUCAAACAUCCUCCACUCCAGAUCCAUGUACUUUGGACUCGAGUCCUUCCGCUUGCAAGUCUACCGCGUCCCCCAAGGAGGUGCGGCAGCAACCGUUGACUCAGGAUGUCAACAAAGAGAGUGAGAACAUCAGCAUCGCGACCAUACAGACCUCUGCUAGCUUUACAGAGAGUUUGGCGUCGCAAAUCAAACCUACGAAGACACUCAGCAAAGAGGAUAUAAAGAAGGAGUCGUCCAUGCCAAUUUUAGAACCCAGCAAGGAAUUCACGGAGGAGACGUUGCAAUCGCAAGUGUUGACGACCGUUCCACCGCCAACCGCCAAUCCGACACCAACGUCGAAAAUCCCUGAAGAGUUGCCGGUUUUAGGGACUCCUACCGAGACGACAUUAUCCACGAGCAGUGUUACAUCAAUAAACGUCGGCAGCCAAGAGGCUAGCGAGAGCCUUGUGCCUGAUACAGAAAGUGCCGAGACUAUUGUGCAAAUCAAAACGGACAAGUCGGAAAAUGGCGAACAAGACGGAAGACAAGUGAAAGAUCUGGGCGAGCAAGAAGCUCGAUUGUCGUCUCAAGAUCAUCUCUCGUUGGAUUCAUUACUGUCCGACUUGAAAGAUUUGGAAGUCGACACGGCUAACAUGCAGAACGGAGCGUCUAGCUCCUCGCCGACGACUCAGCCUACAGCAAAUGUCGUUCCUCAGAAAGAGUCUGUUUUUCUCCGAUUAUCCAACAGGAUUAAGAUUUUAGAAAGAAACAUGUCACUCAGCGGACAAUAUUUGGAAGAGUUAAGUCGUCGCUACAAAAAGCAAGUCGAAGAAAUGCAGCGUUCAUUGGAGCGUGCGAUGGCUGCUAUGGGCGAGGAAUCGCGAAAGGGCGAGGAGCGCGAUGCGAAAAGAACAGAAGAGAUCGCCGCUCUGAGGGAGGAGAUCGUUAUACUUUCCAAAUCAGUCGAAACUCUUCUUUACGAUCGGGACAGUUGGCGCAGUCGAAUAUCAGCGAUUGUCCAGCACGCCUUGUUGAUUUGUCUGGAAGUUAUCGUCAUUAUCUUGAUUCUAUCUUACUGUCGUCGUAAGGAAGAUUUUGAGGAAGAAAAACUCGAGUCGGACACGAAGAAGGACACCGUGCGUCGAAAGAGCGCAGAGAACUUUAGUUCUCACGCCGCAGCGAAGAAAACGAAGAAGCGGCGACCCAGCGAGAUCGCGUCUCAUAUUAGUGGUACGUAUCACGAGCUGAUGAUCGACGAUCGACCAUAUGAGACGAAGAAGGAGCGAAAAAAGAAACGCAAAAAAGAAAUAAUUGCCGCCAGUACUAAAGCAAUAGUUAAUACUGACGCGAGACAAGAGGUGGUUCGUUAUAAGAGUGUAUUGAACGUGAGUCCCGGUGGUGUAACGUUGCCGCCGAGAAGAGCGUCGUCCAUAGAUUCUCCACAAUCCAAAGAGUCGCAGGAUGUGGCCGGCAGGAGGCCGGAAUCUGCGCCCGAGGCCGCCGUCAGUUGGUUCGAUGAUCGUAUAGAAAGACUAGAACGAAUUGUGCAGCCUGCGCCGGAAAAUAAAAUCUACGAAACAAAAUUUGGAGCAAGCUCUGAACUCGGUCGUCAAGUCGACGAGCUCGGCAAGCCUAACACAUCGUUGGUGAUCGUAGACAAGCCCAUCGAAAGAUCAAGUUCGUGUUUGAACACUGUUGAAUGGAAGACAGAACCGUCAAAGAACGGCUCGUUCAGGGCCAGCAGUAUUCUCAAAAGCGCGAGACUGAGCUCGCCGUCCUUCAUGAAAACUGCCCUAGGUACAAGAAGCAAAAGGAAGCUGUCCACGAGUUCCGCCGAUAAAUGGGACUGGAGCCAAGAUUCGGAACACUCGAAUGACAGAUCCUCCCAGUCUAGCUCUACGGACUUCAAGACGUUAUCACAGAUUGUCAGUGAUCGUGCCAAUGGUAGUGCUGCAAAUGGCUUGAUCGAGGAGAGCGACGAGUCGAGAAGUAGUAAUGCUACUCCCACGUCGAUCAAGAAAGAGAAGAAAGGUACUGGUUUGAAGAAAAUGGUGAGAAAGUUUUUCUGAUUGAAAUAGACCCGUCGCAAAUAGUAAACUGAGCUGGAGCAUUAAUUUUUGCGUCGAAUCGUUCGCCAUAUAAAUAUUACAUGUUCGUGAGACACUUAGUUCGACCUUGUUCUAUACUUUCGUCCUAGUUUCUUCAUUUUUCCAUUUGCAUCAAUUAAUUCAAUUACUAUAAAAACACAGACUUUGUUAUCGCACGAUAAAUUGAAGUAAUUGAUUUGACCAGGAAACUAUCAUGAAAAUAUGAGACUUGAUUGAGCCGAAAAAUCUCACGAACCCUCUUCAACCGGGUGUAUGAAUAUAUGCAAGCAUUUGAUAGAAAAUGAAGAGUGGCCAAAUGAAGUUAAAGAAAACUUGGCAUAGUUACGGUAUACAAAUACUUUCGUCUCAGCACGAACUUUAUUUCACAGUUACUAGUCUCUGUAUGGAUUAGAGUAAACGGUUAUUAAUUAUUUAAACUGAGUAAAGUUUAAUAAUUUUCUCAUUGAAGACUGCACACACAUACAUAUCUAAUUUGAAGGACACAUUAUACUUUAGAGAAGGAAAUUUUAGAUAAUUUAUAUAACAUUUUGAAAUGGAUCGAAAUCGGGAAAUUUUUUUUGCAUGGUCGCCUUUUGAGAAACUUCUCCCACCUUGCAACAACGCCCAGUUAUUAGAACUACGCUUUACUUACUAGUGAUAUUAAUAUCGUACGUAACGAGUUUCGCGUACGUGUUAAUGGCGAAUGCAGCAAAAUACGUAAAAAUUUAUUAUAAGGUAUACGAGAGAUUGAAUGCGAUCCCACCGUUGCGGAAAAUUGGAAAAGGUGAAUAAAAUGACUUACCAAGCUAGAUUAGUUUACGUAGGAUAUUAUGAUUCAUCUUAAUCGACACAACGGCAGUGACUACAGUGGUCUAGAGAACAUUUCUAUCUUAGAUUGGAUUAUUUAAUUUUUAUCUAUGAAUCAUCGCCAAAGAGAAAAAAGAAAGAGUGAAAGUGAAUGAGCGAGUUAAAUGUUGCCAACAAAAUCUUAGAACAGUAACAGUAGCUGUUGUAGCUAACAUUUAUUAUCGUAUAAUCAAAAAAAUUAAUUUUCCCUGUCAAUGUAUGAAUGUAUGAAAUGGUAUCAAAAACGUGAGAACAAAAUUAAAUCUCUCAAUUCCACCGAUGAUUAGUAGUUUACUGUUUUCUUUUAUCAAUAUAAAAUGUAAUGUAAAUAUGAUAUUACGAUACAAUCAUGAUAUAACGGUAAGAGAAACAUGCAAUUGAGAUAACUCAAUUCAAUUUUGUUGCUAUUGAAUGCACCAAAGCAAUUGAUCGAAAAAUUUGAUAUGGAAAACGAAUAAUCCAAUCUUUUUGUAUACAAGAAUUGUUUUGAGAAUGAAAUUACUUUUACUCUCCGGUUUCAGAUUCGUGAAGUUGGCUUGGUACUUUAUAUAUAUAUGUAUACUUAAUCUCUAUAUUCACAUAUUUCCACUACUUUCGGUUUUAUGUAAAUAUUCGAUAUCCGUUCGAGUGGCUUUUCGAACUUUAAAUAAAUGUAAAGUUUCGAAGAAAAAUUCAGUUUUAUUUGGCUGCAAGAUUAUAUAAAAGCUUUGCUUUUCCUAUAAAUGAAUUUUGUAUUUGUAUUGUCUAGUUUAGCUAUACGAGAAACAGUCGUAUUUCAUACUGGUCAUUUCAUAUUUGCUAACAAUAGUUCUUACAACAAUUAAAAAAAAACUAUAAUUACGAGAAAGAUAGCUGCAACCAAAAAAUUGUGGCGGUUUUCAUUAUUUAUUGCUUCAUUAAAUGAAGUGAUAUACUCGAGAAAAUAUUACACUAUUGUAGUUUCUUUUAUUUCUUGUUUCUCUUCUUUUCCUAUAAGUAAAAAUUGUAAAUAAGACUCUUUCUUGCAUCCAAAUUUUUGAUUGUUUUUGUUGUUGAAAAUUUUGCAAAUCUUAUUUAUACGAAUAAGAAAGUUGAAAAUCUUAAUAUAUAAAACUUUUAGGAGUUAACUAUUUACUCCAUCUUUUUCGAAAUGUUAUUCAAUUUGUUUUCUCUAAUAAUCUGCCGUUCUCGUCUUCCAACAAUAAUAUGUUAAGUAAUAUAUUUAUUCCGUGGAAAUGCAAAAUUUUCUGUAGUUAUACAUAAUGAUUUCAGUAUCAUUCUUCAUCAUUUUCCUUUUCCAAGACAAGAUUUCCAUUUACAUUGUGAAUUUAAUUUGCUAAAUGCAGCCGUAUAAUUUUCGAUAUACAUCGUAUAUAAACGACUGUUAUUUGAUUACACAAUAAAUAGCCUAUGUUUAGCACUAAAUGUAAAUUGUAUAUGCAGACGUUUCUUUGUUAUACUAAUUUUACAUACGCGCGAGAGCGUUGUAAAAGUAUUCCGGAGAUUAACAACAAUUGUGCCAGCAUAUUUUGUAUCUGAUAAAGAAAUGUGCUGUGAUAAAAUCCUCCUGAGAAUUGCGAGAUGCGAUCGCAAAUUAAAUGCGAAGAAAAGAGAAAGGGGAAAAAAGAGGCAGAAUAAAUAGCGAAACAGUGGCAAGGAGGUGUAAGUGAAUUCAGAAUGACUUAAACUUUAAUCGAAAAUAUCCUAUUACUUAACGUGCAUUUAAAGACUAUAUAAAUAAUUUUCUGAAGCGUACGUGGACAGUGGUCGAGACUUUUUUCGCGUGAGAUUUUAGUGAAUAUAUUUUCUAGAAGUAAGUUUUAUGUGUGUGUUUAUUCGCAUAUAACGUCAAUCCGAUGAUUAUUUAUGUGCGAUACGACGAAACACUUUAGUAAUUUUAUAUUGUAGUUUCCGUUACUGAAUGAGAUCAUCACUGUCAUAGCAAAUAUGAUUUUUUAUGGGACGAGAUUACAAUUAAAGGAAAAUACAGAUCUCGUUCCCAGAACACGUUACUUUGACUAAUGUGAUAUGUAUUAUUCUUUCUAAUUUAAUAUAAAAGAGAGAGUACGCGCCAUCGACAGACAGCAGAUAAUUGCGCAAGCAAGGAAAAAAUGACCUGCGAUUAUUACAGCAUAAUAUUAGUAUUAUGUUAUUUUAUAUUUAUUACCCGUAAUUAUUUAUAGCAAAAUGCGACCGUGUAUGUUACUUAAAAUUUGUAUAGACCUAUGAAAAAGUUUAGUUCAGCAACAAUUGAAAUUGUACAGUACGAAGUAUAAAAUGUAAAAAAAAAUGCGUGUUCUGAAUUGUAGAGUAUAUUGAUUUAAGCAAUUUCUGAGGUUUUUUUAAACAUAUUUCUGUGCAUUAUUACAAGAAUAUAUAAAGAUGUUUAAUCGAAUUAGUAUUAUUUCAUAUUUGUUGAAAAAAAACAUAGAUUAAUUAAAAGUAAUAUUUAAACUCACGACGUAAGAGAACAUUACAUAUCGUUUAUUUACAGUUAGUAGGAUUAUAUAAUGAAUACAUCCUCUGUUCGUAUCAUUUUUGUGUGACAAGGAUUAUAAUACAUUACCUAUUACGUUGCUAAUCAUUCGUUAGUAACGUUUCUUAAAAGGACUACGGAACUCGAGCAAUUAUUUUCGUGCGGUUAUCUUAUACUAGUCUACAACAGCAAACGUCUAUCAUUUAUUACAAAAUAUUAAUUUUCUUAAAAAAGAAAAUUCGUAGCAUGUAAAUACGACGUUUUAAUUUUUACAAAUGUGUGAAUGAUUAGAAAUUUAAGGCCACAUUUGAAUGGGGAUUUUUAAAUAGACGUGUACAAGAAAUGUAAAUAUGUCGUAGAGCAAGUAAAAUCCUGAUAUCGCGAUGCGGGUAGUAUUAUUCUCUACGGAUUGUUUCUAUUUCUUAAAUUUCAUAGAAAACCACUUCUAUACAGACUGUUCCCAUUUAUAAAUCCCAUACACAAUUAUAUUUAUGUACAUGUAAAUAUAUGUAUGACAAGUAAAAAAAUAUACAAGUUUUAAACUUUUAAGUUCUGUCUUUGAAAAGAGAGAAUGCUUUAAAUCUUAAUUUCAAUGAUUAUUUAUGGGAGCAGUCAUAUGAAAAUCAUGAUAUUAAAUAACGAAUAUUUAUUUAGCCGGACCAACAUUUUCCAUGUUUACACUUUAUAUUAAUUUAUUAAACACAAUAAAUGUGCGAAAAAAAUGUAAAUGAAUUUUAUGUUAGAGAUUCAUAUAUGAAUCAUUCAAUUAUAUGCUAUAAAUGAAUCAUCUUCUAUACAUGUCAAUGUGUAUAAUGGAAUAUGGAAUGACAAUUUAUGAUAAUUAUUUAUUUAUAAACUUGUAAUUAUUUAUUUGCUAUUGAUACGUUCCUGUACUUUGAUAUAAAUUUAUAGUAUAUUGACAUGAAUGUUUGAAUGAUUUAUUGUAUUGUACAUUAGAAUAUGUGUGAAAAGACAAAAGUUCUAUAUGUGCGGUGAAGGAGAAUACAUAUAUAUAUGAUUGUUUGCGCCUAUUGUUGAAUGUUUAGUCAAUUAUCGUAAAAACUGUUAACUCAUACGCCUGAAUUCCAAUUGCUUGUAAUUAAACUGUACUUCUGUAAAUACGAAAGUAAUGCACGUUGCAUAUAAUUAAUGAAGGAAUAAAGUUGCCAAAAGAUUCGUCA
Molecule: messenger RNA, 9240 nt
Organism: Vollenhovia emeryi
Lineage: Eukaryota; Metazoa; Arthropoda; Insecta; Hymenoptera; Formicidae
Product: SUN domain-containing ossification factor
Exons: 5
Coding region: 727-4740 (1337 amino acids)
Biological process (GO): protein folding in endoplasmic reticulum
Cellular component (GO): cytoplasm; membrane
Source: RefSeq, a predicted model, not a curated record